AUGUGCCAGUCAGCCUGGGUUUUUUCAAGUUCUUGUCCCAAAUGUUAUUCUGACGUCAAAUGUGACAAGUACAGAGACUGUUGCCCUGACGUGCUGCUGGGUCAGCCGAGGACAACUGUCAAUCAACAUCCAGAUGUCUACAGGUGUAUCAGCCUGGAACCUGUUCCAGAAAAUGAACUGCCUCUGACUGUGUCUGCCCUAUCAUUUUGUCCGUCCGAUGACGGAAGAACAUCAGGAAGUCAGGUGGAGAGACUUCGAAGCAAAUGUGACACGGCCAACGCAAGCGUCUCUAAAGAUGCCUGGGAGAUGUUACCUGUCUCAUCUCUCGACACUGGCACCGUGUACAGGAACAUUUACUGCGCCCAGUGCAACAACGACAGCUACAACAUCUCCAUAUGGCAGGUGUCCAUCACCUGCUUCCCCACUAUCUCUGACCUGCUGAGUCUAGCCGGGACUAAAGAAGACGCCAUUCUGCUACUCUCGACUGAAGAAGGACAGAAUAAAGCAAAGUGCACAAUGGAUGAGUGUCAUGAGCAGCUGUGUACUGAGGGUAAAUAUCUGACGUCAUCAGGCGAGUGCCGAAGUCUCGUAUCCUCCAACAUGCUGGGGUACCAAGUAUGCCUCGUGUUUGACGUCAGCACGGACCAGCCUUUGGACGUCAGCGAUGCUGAAGGUUUGACCAUGUGGACGCCUAUCUACACGUUUAAAUCUAUUCUAGAACACGUCCUAGCUUUAGACAACUGGUGCCCUAACAACACCAGGACAUCAGUCCACUGGCAGGCUAAGAUAUCCAGAGAAGGUUUUCUUGAAGACUUGGAGCAAGACUUAGAGAAGGCUAUCCUCAAUUACAAACAAUUUAUUGAGGGCCUGCUCGGCAGAAACCUUUCACAUUUUAGCUAUAGAUUCUUAGACGCAUGUCUCAGUGUGUUUUCUAUUGAUCAUACGUGUUUAGCAGAUAGCAAACCAUUUCAGCCCAUCAUAGUUUUGGGACUUUUCCCAGAAAAAAAUGUACUAGACAAGGUACAUUUCAUAUACUACUCAGCAGUCACAAACUGCAGUUUUCUAGAACUGCCAAGAAGCAAAUUUCUGGAUAAAUUGGACGACAAUUUAGAGUUCACACCAAUGAAAAAAGAUAUUUCGUCAAGAAAAAUUUACUUGGUUAACGAAACUAUUGUACGCUUGUGUGUGUCGGACUACAGAGAUCUUAUAACAGCUGACUUUAACAAUACAAAUACACGGGAUAACCAAACACUGAAACUUUUGCAUGACAUUUCAACAACAGGAGGAUUGAUCUCAGUUAUCUGUACGGGAAUAUCCCUCACCUGUCUUCUGCUGACAUUCAUCACAUAUCUUCUGCUGCCUACAUUGAGAUCUGCUAGCGGCAAAAACCUCAUGGUGCUAAUCCUGACUUUAUUUUUAGCCCAAACAUUUUAUCAGUUUACACUGGAACAUUCUGAAGACCAGACGACAUGUCUCGUGUUUGGAGUGCUCAUCCAUUACACGUGGAUGGCUGCUCUUUUCUCCAUGAACGUCUGCACCAUUGAGAGAUUUUACAUGCUUUGUUUUCCUUUGACGUCCCGCGCCUUUUUCUUGUCCAAACGUCCUUUUAUCCUAGCCACGGCCUACACACUGCUAGCUCCACUUGCUGUGUGUGUUGUCAACAUGGUGGCUAACUACGUCACAAGCGAACAGCUGGGAUACGGCGGGGACUAUGUCUGUUUCAUCACGUCCAAAAUCUCAAGAAUCGCGUCGUUUGCUGUCCCUGUGGCGAUCAUUGUCCUGGUCAACAUUUCUCUGAUGACCUUCACGGCCUGUAAACUACGUCGUCGUGGCUCGUCCACUCAGCUCCAGUCCUCGGUACAGUCCAAGCUAGGUCUGGUUGCCAUGGUGCGUCUGUCUGUUGUCACUGGACUUAUGUGGCUGCUGGCGUUUCUCUACGAUGUAUCCAACAACAAGUAUGUGGACUACGUCAUCACAGCUCUGAUUGGUCUACAUGGCGUUGUCCUGUUCUAUAGCCUCGUUAUAAACAAAAGAGUCGCUCAACUAUUUUUAGAUAUGUGUCGCACAAAACAGACAAGCAGCUCACGUUCAAAAGAGGAAUCUUCAACAACCCAACCCAUCAUGGGUGGCAGGAAGCACGUCCAUGAACCGACGCUGUCUGCUAGUUCGGGUAUUCCCACAAUAAGCACUGACUUCAAUAGUGGUAAAAUCUCAAGCAUCACAAGCGAGAGCAACAUGUAA
Molecule: messenger RNA, 2241 nt
Organism: Physella acuta
Lineage: Eukaryota; Metazoa; Mollusca; Gastropoda; Physidae
Biological process (GO): G protein-coupled receptor signaling pathway; cell surface receptor signaling pathway
Cellular component (GO): membrane
Molecular function (GO): G protein-coupled receptor activity
Source: RefSeq, a predicted model, not a curated record